AUGUUGAAGUGGCGUACUUCCGUCGAAGAAUUGCUACCAGAUGACAGGCAUGUGUACAAGAGAGCCGACACGCUGGGUGCUGGCGAGCCGUACACAUAUGGUUUACCGCCAGACUAUGUUCGAAUUGCGAUGGCCGUGGCAGUGAUGGCGUUUGCUGCACAGAUGGUUUCGUAUACAGGCCGCGAAUGGGCCAUUCACAAGCAGGCAGGCCGUCCGAUACGGAGGGUUCCAUCCUUCUGGAACAACAUCUUCAAUGUUGCCAUGCUGUGCAUGUACUUGGCAGUGGCAGUUGUCAUCGCGGGCCUCAUCCAGAUGCAGCAGCCCUCACAGCUGCAGGACCUCUACGGUUCUCUGCCACUUUCGUCUGGCAUCUUCUGCUCCAACUCCCUGCUGGUGUUGUAUUUUGCGGUGUAUGCUGGCCUCCAGAUUGCCAAGACUAUGGAUGUGGACUUCCGAGAAAGAGGGACGUACCCAGAGUCGCUUACCGAUCCCUCGAGGUAUAUCAUUGAGGUCCUGAAAAUGACUGCUUCAGAGGUGCAAGUUGCACCCAUGCGGCUGCCACGUGAUUUUCGCAGCGGCGCUAAUGAGAUCGUGAAAGAGGAUAUUCACACCAGCAUCGAGGUGCCGCCGCUGCUAUCCUCAAGCGGUGCGACCCUGUCCAUCAUCUUCCGAAAGCUGAUCACGUACCAGACCCAGCAGGGCCAUCACCAGGCUCCAGGGCGCCUAAAGCGACUGACAAGCUUCAGCACGGGGGAAGCCAACAACUGCGACAACUUCCACGCGAAGAGAGUUGUCUGCGAGCUGCUGAAAGCCUGGGCCUGUUGCAGCCAGGGCGCGGUCAGUGAUGAGGGCAUAGAUGCACAGGAGGUGGAUCCAUACUUGAAUUAUCUACGGCAUGUGAUGUACUACCAUGACCGAUGGUCUUCAAAGCUCUGGGGCUCCGACGCCUUCCUGGAGACCAUUGUCCAUGUCAUCCGCAAGCUGGAGGCAUUAAAACGGGACACAUCCGACAAGAGACAGAAGUACUUGAAAGUUCUGGAGCAGAUACACGACCAUACCAGUGAGCUUGCAGAGCAUGCCCUGAGAGUGACGCUGCUCGCCAACACCGAGCAUCACAGCGAGUUUGAGGCGUUGGUCGCCAAAGAGGGCGCGCUGACUCUUAAAUCGCUGAGCCAAGCAUUGGUGAGACACAGCACCAGCUUCUGGUGCACGGAUUUCGGCCAGGUGUUGUACUCUGCCUUGGUCCGAGCCGACCCACAGCGCUUCAAGCCAGUAGGUGUGGGAGUUGAGGUGGCUGCCCGGACUUGGAGUCUUUGGACGGACGAGUUGGGUACCAUCAAGACAUACGAGUACAGCUCUCCCGAGGAGGCACGGCUCGUCCUGGAGCAGUGCCGCUGCUGUACCAUCCUCGUGGGUCCGGAGGGCAAGAUCCAGGAGAAGAGUUUCGCCUCCAGCACCAGCCAAGUGCUUUCCAAGGUCCUCCAGGAAGGCAGCACAAUGCGAGAGCUCAAUCGCAGGGUAGACCAGAACAUCGGCUUGCAGCAAGCAGCAUUGGGAAUGGCGCCGCCGACACAGGUGACAGCCAUAGAGGACUUUCUGGGUGACGGUGAAUCUGCAGCCGAUGAAGAGGCAGAAAAGCCUGACUUCUGGUAUGAAGCCGUGGAGAAGGUCCGGGAUGCGUGGAUGCAAGGCAAUGCCGAUCAAGCAGGAAUCGCGGAACCAUUUCGUGGCUGCAAGAAGGUCAAAUGGAUCGACGGUGUGUUCGAAAAGGAAUCCAGGUCCUCGAACUUCCCCACUAUCAUCCUUGACCUUCCCAAAACACUGUCAGAUCUCUUGUGCUGCUUCAAGCAGGUGAUGACCGCAGUGCGCUCCAUGAUCAGCGAAGGUGGCAGUAAGGAGGCACUGGCCGCUAUUUAUGCACUGCGACAGCGCAGCACCAUUACCGGACAGCUGGAUGCCUGCAUGCAGAAGUUCCUUACCAGUGCGAAUCUUAUGCACGGCUUCUUUGAGCACCUCUUCUUCGAAGGUUUGGAGAGCAACAAGAAGAUCAAGGGUCAGAGUGCUGCAAUGCAACGCUUGUAUUUCGAAAGCCACCGCGCAUGCAACAAGCUGCGGGACGAGAUCCUGACGAAGUGGCACAAGCUUGGACUCGAGGUCUCAGAUGACAACCUCGCCGAGGAAGCAAAGCGCAUCGACAUGACGGAGAAGGCGGCCUUCUGCCAGCUCAUGGGAAUGGCCGCACCUGCGCUGGCGCUGACUGCAGGCUCUGCGGGGACGCUUCUUCAGCUUCCAGAUUCCCCGAAAGAGGAGGCUUCGCCGACGAAUGAAGUCAUGACCGCGAAGCCAGUGGCAUUCUCUCCCUCUGCGCGCAUCGAGGACAGGCUUCGGCAGAUCUUGGUGCUGGCAGUGUUUUGCGUGGGAGUUCAGUUGACUGUCGAUGCACAUCGCGAAGAACUACCAAGCACCGCUGAAACGGCAAUGUACAUAUGCUGCCUUUCCCUUUUCGUGCAGGCAGCUGUUGCAACAGCGACUCCCUUCAUCACAAGAGCUGAGCUCAAGGUCGUGCCCGGAACCGUGGACAUAGUUGACUUCGCAACCGGUCAUCCCCGGCUGUACAUCUUCAUGAGCUCGCUGCGCUGGGUGAGCACAGCAGCCAUGUACCUGGGAGUCUGUGUAAUUUGUGCCCAUCUUUGGCGUCAGACAGACGAGCCCGUGUGGGUAAUUUUGGUGAUGCAUCUCGGCACCUACUUCUUCAUCGUCCAUUUCUGCCUGUUCCUCUGCGUAUCCAUUAGGCAGCUGUCGAACGUCAGCAUGCUGGACGGCAUCAGGACUCUGACAACUGCCAAGGACACUGUCAGCAUUUGUCCGAUGCUUUCCGUCCUCUUCAUUGAGUGCUGGGUCGCUGCAAACGACAUCAGAACUCCAGUAGGUUUGCCUGGCGUUCCCCAAGGCUUCGCGCAGGACUACAUGUUUGUGGCGACAUGGGCGAUGCUGAUGCAGCUGGUCGUGUGCUUCGUGAAUGGCUUCGUCUACACCCUGCCGAAGGACUCAAAGGUGAUGAGGCUCUGUGGCAAUUCCUUGCGGGGAGGCCUCACUGCCAUAUCGAUUGUGUUCUACCUGACACUGGUCACGGUCUAUGCUUCCAUUCUGGUGGUGGGACUCUUACAGUCAACAUCCCGAAGUCCUAGAGAGGGACAGAGAGGGAUAAAGAGAGAGAGAGAGAGAGACCCAUAA
Messenger RNA from Symbiodinium sp. CCMP2592, 3234 nucleotides. Lineage: Eukaryota; Dinophyceae; Suessiales; Symbiodiniaceae. The record is from the annotation of a GenBank genome assembly.